Rotaria socialis is the source of this 2139-nucleotide messenger RNA. Lineage: Eukaryota; Metazoa; Rotifera; Eurotatoria; Philodinida; Philodinidae. The record is from the annotation of a GenBank genome assembly.
AUGAUUAUCGGAUCUGAGUUGGAUUUGGUUGCUAAAAUGAAAUUCUUCAACGAUGAAAAACAAUUCAAAAAAACACUUCAACUAUUUGAUAAACAUAAAGAACAAAAUAUUGAAACAUGUUCCAAUUCGAUCAUAAUUCAAGCUUUAAAAGCAUGUACACAAUUACGUGAUCUCAAACGUGGUUCAUUAAUUCAUCAUCGUAUUUCAUCUCAGAUCAAAAAUGAUUCUAGCAUCUUAUUUUCAUUAAUUCAACUUUAUAUGCAAUGUGGCGAUGUAACAAAUGCUCAGUCUUUGUUCGAUACGAUUAUAAAAAAAUCUUUGUCAAUAUAUGGAAUUAUGAUGAAAGGCUAUAUUAAAAAUAAUAUGCCAAAUAAAGCUAUUGAACUUUUUCAUCAAAUAAAAAAACCGGAUGAAAUUAUUAUAAUUUUUCUAUGUAAUGCUGGCGCUAAAUUGGAAAGUACAGAAGCAUUACACUUAAUAAAAGAAGCUUUAUCGCAAAUUCCGAAAUCAUUCUUUUCAAAUGUUCGUCUUGUAGCUUCUGCAUUAGAUGCAUUGAUGAAAUGUGGUGAUAUUUUACAUGCUCAAUCAUUAUUCAAUAAAUCCAAAAAUAAAUCUUUGUCAAUGUACGGAGCAAUGAUGAAAGGAUAUGUUAAACACAAUAGGCCACAUGAAGCAAUUGCACUUUUUAAUCAAAUAAAAGAUCCCGAUGAAGUUAUUAUACUUCUUUUAUUUAAUGCGUAUGCUCAAAUAGGAUCGAAUGAAGUAUUAAGUUUAAUUAAAAAGAAAUCAUUAGAAAUUCCUCAAUCGUUUUAUUCAAACGAUUAUCUUGUAGCUUCUCUAUUAGACGCAUUGAUCAAAUGUGAUGAUUUAGUCUAUGCUCAAUCAUUGUUCAAUUCAUCAAGAUGUAAAACAAUAUCAAUGUUUGGAGCAAUGAUGAGUGGACUUAAUAAAGAAAAUAAUCCGUUUAAAACACUAAGUUUAUUUAAUGAAAUGAAAACCAGUGGUAUUAAGUCAAAUCGUAUUAUUUAUCUUUGUUUAAUUAAAGCUCUAUCUCAAAUUGGUGAUUAUUCUUUAUGUAAAUCGUUUAUUGAAGAAAUUCCAAAUCAUUUUCUAAUUGAUAAUCAAUGUCAAACAGCACUAAUUGAUAUGUAUGGCAAAAGUGGAUGUAUUGAUCAAGCUAAACAAAUUUUUGAAAAAAUGUCACAACUAGAUCACAUUGGAUACACAGCAAUGAUUAAUUCAUAUGGUUUAAAUGGAAUGGGUACUCAAGCUGUUGAACUUUAUCAUCAAAUGCCGUUAGAGUCUAAGAAUGAAGUAACUCAUAUUUGCGUUUUAAAUGCAUGUUCACAUUCGGGACUUGUUGAUGAAGCUCGUUCAAUCUUCCAAAAUACUCAAAUAAAAACAUUAAAAAUUUUUACAAGCAUGGAUGAUUGUCUUAGUCGUGCGUCAUUUUUUGAAGAAGCACAAAAACUAAUUGAUGAAUUUGAACAUAAUCAGCAAUUUGUAUUGCCUAUGUAUAUGGCUUUAUUAUCAGGGGUUCGAAAUGAUAAAAAUAGUCAAUUAUCACAACAAAUAUAUGACCGAAUGAAACAACGUUUUCCUGAUAUAAAUAAUUCAUUAACACCAGCUAUGAUUCUUCUUGCUAAUAUUUAUGCAUCAUCAGGUGAAAUUAAUAAAGCAUCGGAUAUUAAAAUUCAGUUAGCUAAGUUCGGUGCAAAGAAAAAAGUUGGCCUUUCAUGGACGGUAGUAUUUGGACAACUCUACGAAUUUCGAGCUCAUGACCAAUCGCAUCCUCGAUCAUCUGAAAUUUACGUUGAAAUGGAAAAAAUAUCAAAAGAACUAAUUGAACAUGGCCAUCAAUAUGAUUCAAGUUGGAUAACGCGACCAUUAGAUCAUGAUGAAACUAUUGCAUCGGUACUCUGUGGACACAGUGAAAAACUUGCAAUUGCAUGGAAUUUCGUUGCAAAUCCCAAUACAUCACGAAUACAGGUGACUAAAAAUCUUCGUGUUUGUGGUGAUUGUCAUCGAGCAACGAAAUUAAUCGCUGCUAUUCGUCAAUGUGAAAUCGUCGUUCGUGAUGCAAAUCGUAUUCAUCACUUCUAUACAAAUGGAAAAUGUUCAUGCAAUGAUUAUUUUUGA